Bombyx mori (domestic silkworm) is the source of this 1742-nucleotide messenger RNA. It is a transcript of the gene VATPc, whose product is annotated as vacuolar H+ ATP synthase 16 kDa proteolipid subunit. The record is from RefSeq and is marked provisional. Gene Ontology annotation, cellular component: membrane; proton-transporting V-type ATPase, V0 domain. Lineage: Eukaryota; Metazoa; Arthropoda; Insecta; Lepidoptera; Bombycidae. Gene Ontology annotation, biological process: proton transmembrane transport. Gene Ontology annotation, molecular function: proton-transporting ATPase activity, rotational mechanism.
CAACAUUCUUCGUCAUAUGACCCAUUCUGUUGAGUCUGCAAAGCUUGGGCCAUAUUUGUCUGUGCAAAAGUAGUUUCGUGGAGUGAGUGUGUGCAGAUAGUCAUCACAGUUUUUGGGACCUGUAAAUACUCCCACAUUUAACAAACAAAAUGGCUGAAAAUAAUCCAAUCUACGGACCCUUCUUUGGAGUUAUGGGGGCGGCGUCUGCUAUCAUCUUCAGCGCCUUGGGAGCUGCCUAUGGAACUGCCAAGUCAGGAACUGGUAUUGCCGCCAUGUCGGUGAUGAGGCCUGAGCUGAUCAUGAAGUCGAUCAUUCCUGUCGUCAUGGCGGGUAUUAUUGCCAUCUACGGUCUGGUCGUGGCUGUCCUGAUUGCUGGUGCCCUCCAGGAGCCAGCCAACUACCCCCUUUACAAAGGGUUCAUCCACUUGGGUGCUGGUUUGGCUGUAGGAUUCUCUGGUCUGGCUGCCGGUUUCGCCAUAGGCAUCGUGGGAGAUGCAGGCGUGCGUGGUACUGCUCAGCAGCCUAGGUUAUUCGUCGGAAUGAUUCUUAUUCUUAUUUUCGCUGAAGUAUUGGGUCUUUACGGACUUAUCGUCGCCAUCUACCUGUACACAAAAUAAACGCCCUGAACACACACCACUCCCGUCGCCCGUGCUCCGAGCCUCUAUGCUCAUUAUCUGAGUCUGAAGACGCGCACAGGGAUGGUCGUCGCCGGUAGCGGGUCCACCUUGCAUAGGGUUUCGGAGCACCCUUCCACUCUUGUAUAUUACAUUUGUUCCCUGCUCGUUUUCACAUAUCUCCAGACCGGUGCAGCCUUGUUGCUGCGGCUGCUCCGCAUCUAGAGACGUGAAUCUGUAUAUUUUUACUAAAAACUUUUUGUAAAAACGAUCAAACCUCAAUCAUGGUUUUAUUGAACAUGAAUGCUACCGUGCGAUGACCCCCCAGUAUUUGAUUAAUUUAUUACACAUAUGUUUUAUUUUCGGUGACAGGAGAGAACAUUUCUUUUGCGAUUUCUAUCGACAUAUCAGUUUUAUUUGCGCGUCACAUCCUCCGCAACAUCCGAAGAUAUCAAUUUAGAUUAUUUUAGCAAUAAGGCGAAACUAAUGUACAGUUAGAAGUAGAAAAUUAAGUCCAAACGAGUUAUUUUAAUAUAAUUUAUGAAACCGUUGAACCCCCAGGGUACAGUGUACCGGUCUCUUGCGGAGUUAAGGUUAAACCUGGCUUUGAAAAGUAUUAUGUGCUAUCUAGCUUUCAGUGUUCUAGUGGAUGUAUGUAUCCUAAUUAUACUGUUGUGAGCCUGUAUUAAAAUGUUAUCAUAUCUCUCUCAUGUGACUGUUGACAAUUACAAGAGCGAGUCACAAACAUUGUAUUGCCAGGAAUCAGUAAAUAAACAUGGUUUGUACAUUCCAUAUUAUUUUGUUUCUACUUGAUUAUGUGUUUUAUUUUCCUUUUUAUUUUCAAAGGCUUUGCUUUCACCACAUUAAAAUAUAUUAUUCUGCGCUGUUGUAGUUAAAUUAACCUAUAAUAAUAAUAAUAUACUAUUUGAUCUUAUACCUAUAUGAAAUAUUUCAAGUAAAAUAUUUAUUCUGUAUAUGUACCUAAUAGUCAAUGUUUGAAUGAUAUAAAUUGGUGAGUAAAAAUACAUGUAGGUAAAAAUUGUAUUUUAAUUUAGGUUUCAUGUUAGAGAAUGUUAUAAUCUUUGGUGUUAUUGAAUGAAUUGUGUUAAUAAAAUAUUUUGAAAAUAA